AUGACACCUGCAGCUGUGAUCGGCGACCGCGCGACGACGCUGACGUCUGGCGGCGUGACGAGUGGCGCUACGGCGGUGCUGUCGCGCACGGCGGACUGCCUCGGCGUCGUGGCUGGCGGCGGCGCUGCGGCGAUCGUGGACGCGAGGGUGACGUUCACUGUGGCGUCGUGCGGCGCGAACGGUGCGCUGGCGUCGCUGUACUACUGCGAGGCUGCUGGCGGGGGUGCGUACGCGUCCCGCGGUGCGGUGGGGCUGCUGCGCGCGAGCGGGUGCGGCGGCGGCGCGGACGCGAGCAUUGCGGAGGUGGAUGCGGCGCCUGGCGCUGCGAUCGGCAGCUUCGGGAUCGACGCGGCGUACCUGGCGAGGCCGCGGCUGUCUGCGUCGUCGGACUGCGGCGUGCUGCUGGACGCGGCUGUUGCGAGCGUUGGGUACGCGCCCGGUGCUGGCGAGCGCGCUGCGUUCCACGUGUGCGCCGUGCUUGUCGGCGACGCGAGCGUGACGUUCACGACGGCGCGCCCGACGCUGCGCGUUGCGAACUGGGCGGUGUCGCCGACGGCUGCGGUGAGCCGGUACAACGCGACGCUUGGCGCUGCCGCGGCUAGUGCGGUGCGCGUGAACUACGCGACGCCGUCGAGCGAGACGUUCCUGAGCACGGCGAGCGACUGCAGCGUGCGGACGGCGGGCGCGGCGGGGCUGAGCGGCGCGUCGAAGACGGCGACGUACAGCACGACGGGCGUGCGCGGGCUUGUGCACGUGUGCACUGUGGCGCCGCUGAGCGGGAGGACGCUGGCGGUUGCGGAGUUCCUGUCCGUGACGCCGCCUGCUGUGCUGCGUGCGUCGCCGGCUGUUGUGCGCGGCGGCGAGUACAGCGCGACGCUUGUGGUGGACGGUGCGCCGCCGCUGUACUCGAUGGUGCCUGGUGCGGACAGCGGGUACACGCACAGCGGGUACUACACGAGCGCGAGCCGCGAGGUGUACCUGUCCGGGGACGCGUGCUCGGGCGUGCUUGCGGGGACGAGCGCUGCGACGGUGACGUCGAGCGGCAGCGUGUCGUUUGCGACGGCGGGCGUUGCGGCGGGCGUGAGCGCUGUGUGGCUGUGCGCGGUGACGGCCGCGGGGCCCGCGGUUGUGCUGGCCGGCGUGGCUGUUGCGCCCGGCCGGGUGUACCCGACGACAAUGGUGUCUGGCGCACUGGGCGCGCCUGUCUUCAUACCGAGCCUGAAGGGGACGGCGGUGCAGCUGAGCGCGUCUGCGAGCGGGUGCGGGUCUGUUGCUGGGAUGCCGAGCUUCACAACGGACGCGGAGGGCUACGGCGCUGUGGACCUUGUGGGCGGCGACGGCGGCGCGCUUGCGCCGGGCACGUACACGCUGUGCUACGGCGGCGCGCUGCGUGGCGGCGGCGGUGCUGCGGCGCUGGAGUCGGUGGAGCUUGUGCGCGCGUCGCACUUCGACGUGCGCGGGACGACGUUUGUUGUCGGCGUGGCGAGCCGGAUGGUGCUGCUGCAGGACCUGACUGCUGCGGCGCUUGUGCCCGGGUUCAGCACGGCGCGCGACUGCACGUCUGUGUCGAGCGAGCACGGCGAGUGGGCUGCUGUGACGAGCACGUCUGUGUCUGUGACUGCGACGGGCGUGUACACUGCUGGGCUGUACCUGUGCGCGCGUGCGCCGGUGAACGGGACGCUUGUGGCGCUGCCCGGGCUGUGGUCUGGGCGGCGGAGCGUGCAGUUCGUUGCGUCUGCGAUGCAGCUGCCGUCUGCUGGGUGGGACGCGUGCACGACGUACACGCUGGACCGGUGCUACCCGCCGGGUGCGAGCGCGAGCGGUGCGACGUCGGUGGUUGCGGUUGUGCACGGGGACUGCUGCAGCGAGGCGAGCCGGAGCGCGGUUGUCGGGGAGGCGAGCAUGGCGAGCGGGACGUGCGAGCUGACGCUGGACUACGACAAGGUGUCCGCGUACCCCGCGGAGUCGACGUACCACGUGUGCGUGUGGGACAGCGCGGACGACUCUGUGUGCACGACGGUGAGCGAGGCGCGCGUGAGCACGAGCUGCACGCGCCGUGGCGGCGGUGGCCGGGGGCUGAGCCGUGGCGCGGUUGCGGGGGUGGCGGUUGCGUGCAUUGUGUGUGGCGGGGUGGUAGGGUUGACGUUGUUUGUGGUGUGGUACUUCUGUUUCUGCAGGACGUCUGCGGGUACUGCGGAGGCGAGAGAGGUCAGCGAAAAGGCGAGUGGGACGGAGAACGAUGGCUUGGCGAGCCGCAGUUGGGUGAGCUCGUGGACGGGCUGCUGGAAUACGACGGCCAGCACCCCGGAGGGUAGUGUGUUUCCCGAGGAGGGUCACGAGCUCGGCGACGAGCUGCAGAAAUCGGGCGAUUCGGGACCCGUGUUUGGCGAUCAUCCCGUCAUGAGGAGUACGUCAUGUAGGCGUGAGUCUGGCAUGGAUAUGUCGGACAUGUUUUCUGCAGAGUCGGCAUCUGAUGUUCUGCUAGCACCGCUGACGGUGAAGCGUGUGGCGCAGCUGAGGAGGUGGAGCGGCCUCUGUCGGUCAUCGAUGACACAGCAGAUUGAGGUGUGGCGGCGUGCUGUAAAACCCGUAUCAGUCGCAGAGGCGUUGCCAGCGGUGCUGCCCUACCCAUCGCCGCAAGAAGAGCCUUUGAUGCCGCCCAUGCACCGCGUGCUGCCGCCUGCGGCUGAGCUGAAGGCGCCGCCCAAGGCGCUACAACAGGCACGGCAGGCGGCAGCCGCAGAGUCGUCGCAGUUUUGUCCGCCGACGCCGAUGCCAUGGCCACAGCAGGCAUGUCAGGCACAGCAGCAAGAGAUGCCACAACCAAACGACCAGGUAGACGCGCAGGGCUGGCAACCUCUGUCCCCUCAACGGCAGACGUCCGCGUCAGCGCGGAGCCGAAACGGCUUGUUCUCUGUUUUCUCGCUAGACCUGCCUCUGGAGAAGUCGGUGCCGUGGGUCUUGUCGGAGGGCGGCAGCAGCUCUGAGGAGGAGGUGGCGGUGCAUCCCGUGCGGUGCUCCCCGCGUGGCAGCGCACCACCACUUGAGUCCACGGGACUGACGGCACGGCACUUGCGAACGGCGUGUGAGCCGGGCAGACUUCUUCAGCGCUACUACAAGAAGGAUAUGCGACAGUGGCUGCAAGGUACGAUGGUGGUCCCCGAAGUGCAGGCCUACUUGGCGAAGCUCGCCGCCAACGGUCGCAGCAAUGCGCCACAGCUACCACCACCGGUACCGCCGCGGGGACCCGCCAACCGGGAAAAGACGUCGGCAGCCCCGAGGACUCAGAAACCCGUCCUCUUCGAGAAGGCACAAGAAGUGCCGGCUCCACAGAGCAUUGUGCCUGGGGUCGCGCACAGCAACGCCGCCGGUGCAGCACCGCCACGGCCUGCGCAGCCGCCGCCGUGGCCGCUUCCAGAAGCGCGCAACCCGCUGCUCGGGUGUGGCUUAAAUUCCGUACAGUCCCCCGCCACUGCUCGCAGCGACACCGCCUCCUUCGACGUGUCCUCUGGCACCAACGGGCUGCUGCGACUGCCACAGUGGACACCAGCCACGGUGGCGGUGGAUGCGGCUCGGCUUACGCGGAAGCACAGCAUGCCUGGGUUACCCCAGCCGCCGUCACAGUCAAGCGAGUAUCCGCUGAUGUACUCCGAUUACGGGCCUACUGGCAUCAUCGGCCCUGCGGUGACGGCCGGCUGGCCUCGGCCCCGCGGUGGCGAAGGACAAGGGUGA
Molecule: messenger RNA, 3732 nt
Organism: Leishmania mexicana MHOM/GT/2001/U1103
Lineage: Eukaryota; Euglenozoa; Kinetoplastea; Trypanosomatida; Trypanosomatidae
Exons: 1
Coding region: 1-3732 (1243 amino acids)
Source: RefSeq, a predicted model, not a curated record